This is a messenger RNA of Mercurialis annua (annual mercury), 2604 nucleotides long. RefSeq names its product quinolinate synthase, chloroplastic-like. The record is from RefSeq and is a predicted model, not a curated record. Lineage: Eukaryota; Viridiplantae; Streptophyta; Magnoliopsida; Malpighiales; Euphorbiaceae. Gene Ontology annotation, biological process: 'de novo' NAD+ biosynthetic process from L-aspartate. Gene Ontology annotation, molecular function: 4 iron, 4 sulfur cluster binding; quinolinate synthetase A activity. Gene Ontology annotation, cellular component: chloroplast. The transcript is spliced from 7 exons. Bases 110 to 2263 code for a protein of 717 amino acids.
AUCCCCUCAUUCAUAUCAUCCACACCCCAUCUCCUCCUCCACCAUUAUUCACGCAUUUUAAGACUCCUCAUUGCGACAUUUUCACAAACACCUUCAUACCAAUUCUUCAAUGGAGUCCUCUGCAACUCUUUCUCUCAAAUUGUCUUCUCCUUCCUCUUCUCUUUUCUCCCCCUCGCAAAACCCUUCUCCGAAACUCAAUCCUUUUCCAUGUAAAACCAUCAAAUACCCUUCAUUUUCGUUUAAAUCAAUCAAGUGUAGCAGUCUGGGUUCUAGUAAUUCUAAAAAUAAUGAUUCUAAACCAAAUUUCGCUCUCUCUGCUGUCACUUCUUCAUCAUCAUCCACCACAGAGCAUGUGGCUGUGAAGCUUCAGAAUUUGAUCUCUGAAUUCCAAUCUUUUUCUGAACCAGCUGAUCGUUUGAAGCGUGUGCUUGACUAUGCCUCUACUAUCCCUGCUUUCCCAGACUCGUCUCGGGUCGAUUCUAACCGGGUUAUGGGUUGCACUUCUCGUGUUUGGCUUGAUGCCCAGUUGGAUAACAAUGGGAAGAUGAGAUUUUUAGCUGAUAGUGACUCUGAUGUUACUAGAGGGUUCUGUGCUUGUUUGAUAUCUUUGCUUAACGGAGCUGCUCCUGAGGAAGUUCUGAGUGUUUCUACGGAGGAUUUGUCAGCCUUGAAUGUUGGGUUGCCUGGUGGAGAGAGGUCUAGAGUGAAUACGUGGCAUAAUGUGUUGGUCAGCAUGCAAAAGAGAACCAAGAAAUUGGUUGCUCAAAGAGAAGGGAGAAAGGAUUUUGAUGAUUCGUUCCCUUCUUUGAUUAUUAAUUCUGAGGGUAUUCAGGCUAAAGGAACUUAUGCUGAAGCUCAGGCGAAAUUCCUGAUGCCGGAUGAGUCCAGGAUACAAGAACUUGUUAACGCGUUAAAGGAAAAGAAUAUCGGUGUUGUUGCUCAUUUUUACAUGGACCCUGAAGUUCAGGGUGUUUUAACUGCUGCUCAAAAGCAGUGGCCUCAUAUUCAGAUUUCUGAUUCAUUGGUUAUGGCUGAUAAGGCUGUGAAGAUGGCUCAAUCUGGAUGCAAAUACAUUGCAGUCUUGGGUGUUGAUUUUAUGUCUGAAAAUGUGAGGGCAAUUCUUGAUCAGGCUGGCUAUGAAGAGGUUACUGUUUAUAGGAUGUCAGAUGAACGGAUCGGUUGUUCUUUGGCAGAUGCUGCAUCUAGCACUGAUUACAUGAAUUAUCUUGAAGCAGCUUCUGAAACGCCAAACUCUUUGCAUGUUGUCUAUAUUAAUACUUCACUUGAGACCAAAGCUUUUGCUCAUGAGAUUGUGCCUACAGUCACUUGUACUUCUUCUAAUGUUGUGCAGACUAUCUUGCAGGGAUUUUCUCAAGUUCCAGAUUUAAAUGUGUGGUACGGGCCUGAUUCUUACAUGGGUGCCAAUAUUGCCAAAUUGUUUCAACAAAUGACAUUGAUGACUGAUGAUGAAAUUGCUGAGGUGCAUCCAGAUCAUAAUAGAGAAUCCAUCAAAUCGCUGCUACCUCGCUUGCAUUAUUAUCAGGACGGAAUGUGUACAGUUCAUCAUCUUUUUGGACAUGAAGUUGUGGAGAAGAUAAAUGAGAUGCAUUGUGAUGCUUUCCUAACUGCUCAUCUUGAGGUCCCCGGAGAAAUGUUUUCCUUGGCCAUGGAUGCAAAGAAGAGAGGAAUGGGUGUUGUUGGUUCCACUUCGAACAUAUUAGAUUUUAUAAAAGAGAGAGUUCAAGAAGCUCUGGACAGAAAUGUCGAUGAUCAUCUCCAGUUCGUCUUAGGAACAGAAUCAGGAAUGAUCACUGCAAUUGUCGCAGCAGUUCGGGACUUAUUCAGUUCUGCAAAGGCUUCUGGGGGACCAAAAGUUAAUGUUGAAAUUGUCUUCCCAGUGUCAUCAGAAGCCAUGACAAGUAAUCCUUCUCCAACAAAAGCAGGAGAGUUCGUGUUGCCUGUCGUACCUGGAGUUGCAAGUGGGGAGGGAUGUUCCAUUCAUGGAGGAUGUGCUUCAUGUCCAUACAUGAAGAUGAAUUCUCUUCAGGCUCUUCUAAAAGUUUGCCAUAACCUACCUGAUGAGAAAAACACCCUUGCUGCCUACAAAGCUGAUAGAUAUAAGCAGCCAACUCGAAGUGGAAAAUCAAUUGCAGAAGUUGGAUGCGAACCGAUUCUGCAUAUGAGACAUUUCCAGACUACAAAAGAACUGCCAGAGAAGCUUGUCAAUCAAGUUCAAACGGGAAGCUUACAUGGCAAGGCCUGAAUGAAAAAGCCGCCUCGUAGAAGUUGAAGUGAAGCUAAUGUAUGGCUGGCUAGAGCAGACAUGAAAAUGGUUCUUAGUUUUCUCCUUGGAAUGAAGAUUUUUCAUGUCAGCAUUCUCUUGCAUUAUAGAAGUGAGGUUUUACCUAUAUGUACUUGGUAUUUAGUAUAGUUUGGUAUUACUAUUUUUGUACCCUUUUUCUAUGAUAAUAAAACAGGCACAAGAAUCCAAAUUUCUGACAGAUUCUUGUGCUGCUGUAAGUGCAUCAUAAUGGUUCUUCAUGGUUUCCUCUUUGAGCUCUUCAUCAAAUAUAUAAUGAAAAUAAAAUGGUGUUUGUUCACGAA